GUCCAACAUUGCUUCACCCAGAUAUCGUCAUAAGAAGAAGGAGAAGGAAGAUGCUGAAACACGUCGCUUUGCAGGCAGCAGUGCUGCUAUUGCUUUCUGGGUCUAUAAGUACCCAGCUAUAUGAGACAGGUACAUAUUACGAUGAGGAUGCUGAGAAUCAUGUCUUGGUGGAAAACAAAUGCAAGUGCAUAAAAGUGACAUCAAAAUUUGUCCCUUCGAAGGAAAAUCCCAAUGAAAAAAUCUUAGAGAGAGAUAUUGAAAUACGGAUACCACUGAAAGCUAGAGAAAACAUUUCCGAUCCAACAUCCCCAUUAAGGACUAAUUUCGUCUACAAGCUCUCAGACCUUUCUAAAAAAUGUGACCCUGUUGAAGUGGAACUUGGUGGAGAAACAGUCUUGGUUUCCCAAGCCAAUUGUCACAAAUCAGAUGACACCUGCUACACCUAUGACAGAAAUAAAUGCUACACCAGAGACAUACCUUUCACAAUUGGAGGGAAGAUCGAAAUGAGAAAAGCAGCACUCAAUCCAGAAUCCUGCUAUGAAUAAUGGCAAAUCAGGAAAAAAAACUGAUAUACGAAUAAACAUAAUUGUUGUGUAAAUGGCUAUUUGUUUUAUAUAUUUUUAGUACUUUUUCUAGAUUCUGAAUAUAUUAACCACUUUUUCUUUAUUUCCAUUUUCAAUUUACACAGUAGGCUUCAUAUCUGCAAUAAAUCUUUGUUUUUGUGUGCAA
Molecule: messenger RNA, 729 nt
Organism: Xenopus laevis (African clawed frog)
Lineage: Eukaryota; Metazoa; Chordata; Amphibia; Anura; Pipidae
Gene: jchain.L
Product: joining chain of multimeric IgA and IgM L homeolog
Exons: 4
Coding region: 51-545 (164 amino acids)
Source: RefSeq, a predicted model, not a curated record